Epithele typhae is the source of this 2424-nucleotide messenger RNA. Its product is annotated as adaptin N terminal region-domain-containing protein. NCBI's taxonomy places the organism in Eukaryota, Fungi, Basidiomycota, Agaricomycetes, Polyporales, Epitheliaceae. Bases 1 to 2424 code for a protein of 807 amino acids. The record is from RefSeq and is a predicted model, not a curated record. Gene Ontology annotation, biological process: vesicle-mediated transport; intracellular protein transport. The transcript is spliced from 9 exons. Gene Ontology annotation, cellular component: AP-3 adaptor complex; membrane coat.
AUGGCGGCCCUCAACCUCAACGCGAUCACCGAGAAUGCGUCCAGGCUCGGCAUGCGUCUGCAGGAGACCCUCUCUGAGCACACCAGAGACCUCAGCAUCCGUGGCUCCGGCGCCGCCUACCUCGACAACACCGAGGACAAGGUAAAGAACAUCGCCAAGCAGCUCGACUCGAACAGCGAUCGCGAGAAGCUGGACGCCAUGAAGCGGCUCAUCGGCCUGAUCUCGAAGGGCCGGAACGUGUCCGAGUUCUUCGCCCAAGUCGUCAAGAACGUCGCGUCGCACAACCUCGAGAUCCGCAAGCUGGUGUACAUCUACCUCCUCCGCUACGCCGAGCAGGAGCCCGACCUCGCCCUGCUCUCGAUCAACACCUUCCAAAAGGACCUCUCGGACGCAAAUCCGCUCAUCCGCGCCAUGGCUCUUCGCGUGCUCUCGGGGAUCAAGGUGCCCAUGAUAGCGAGCAUCGUCAUGCUCGCCAUCAAGAAGUGCGCCGCAGACAUCAGCCCGUACGUGCGCAAGGCCGCCGCGCUCGCCAUCCCGAAACUCUACCAACUGGAUUCCUCCCGCCAGGGCGAACUCAUUCAGGUCAUCUCCACCCUCCUCAAAGACCAGUCCCCGCUUUCCCUCGGAAGCGUCGCCAUCGCCUUCGAUGCCGUGUGUCCUACCCGCCUCGACCUCCUCCACCGACACUACCGCCGCCUCUGCCGCACGCUCGUAGACAUGGAUGAAUGGGGCCAGGUCGACCUCAUCAAUCUCCUCGUUCGCUACGCGCGCGUCAUGCUUCCACGCCCGGCCACCGAUGGCCCCAGUGCAGAGCUCGACCCGGACCUGCGGCUUCUCGUCUCAUCCACCGAGUCGCUUUUCCAGUCGAACAACCCCGCUGUGGUGCUCGCCGUCGCGCGGGUCGUCUACUACCUCGCGCCCGCGGCGGAACUCCCGAAGACUGUCCCGCCCCUCCUGCGCCUGCUGCACGUCUCGACCGAGGUCGAGCGCGUCGUGCUCGCCAACCUCGCGAUCACGUCCCUGUCGAUAUCGGAGGUCUUGUCCAAGUCGUACACCCGAUUUCUGGUCAGGGCGGACGACCCGCAGCAAGUGAAGAAGGACAAGAUCCGGCUGCUACGCGCCGUCGCGAACGCGGAGACGUAUCCUGCGCUCCUGCGGGAGUUCAUCUGCUAUGCGGACGAUCCGGAUGACGAGCUUGUAGCGGACUCGAUUCAAGCCAUCGGCUACGUCGCCCGCGCUGUGCCGGAGUCGACACAACAAUGUCUCACCGCGCUUAUGUCCUUCAUACAAAGCAAACAUGACGUCAUCGUUACGAACGCAGUCUUAGUCCUCAAGUCUCUGGUCCAGAUCCGUCUGCAGCAGCAACAAGACGCAAUCGCCUACGGCGCUUUCCCCUCCCAGAGCUUCUCUCCCCUUGAGAUCAUCGCCCGUCUCGCGCGCAGGUUAGACGAGAUCCGCCACCCCAAAGCGCGCGCAUGCGUCUUGUGGCUCGUCGGGCAGUACGCCGCCAGCCCCGAAAACGCCGCGAACGGCAUCGCACAUGCCGGCCCCGAAGGCCUCGUGCCAUGGGCGCCCGACGUCCUCCGCAAAGCCGCCAAGUCGUUCGCGACCGAGACCCCGCUCGUGAAGCUGCAGAGUGUGACACUCGCCGCAAAGCUUCUCGUGCUCAGCCCCGCCGCGCGUCCCGUCCUCCUCCUCGCCCGCUACGUCUUCUCGCUCGCGCGCUACGACACCGACUACGAUGUGCGCGACCGCGGGCGCGCGCUCAGCGCGCUCCUCGCAGGGGUCGCGGGCGACCUGUACGCAACAGAGACGGGCGACGAUUGGAGCCGGCACGAAGACGUCGCCGGCGUUGUCCUCCGCCGCGAGCAGGUCAAGAUGGUGCUCUUCGCCGGCAAGACGAGUCCCGCUGAAGAGGCCCCCGUAGACGAGGACGACCGCGGCCGCUUCGGCUCGCUCGCCGCGAUCACCGGCCGCUGGGCGGGCGGCGACAACUACCUGCCCGACUGGCUCGAGGAGGGCGUCGACCCUGCGCUGCGCGAGUCCGAGGCGGACCGGCUGCCGCCCGCGCCGUUCGCCGCGCCCCAGUCUGCGGCCGCCGCGGUGCGCUCGAUGUCGUCGGCGUCGGGCCGGGCGUCGCCGGUGGUACUCACCCCGGGCGGCGUGUCGCCUGCGGGGUCGGUCACGAAGCAGGAGGGCAAGGCGGCGUACCUCGAUUUGGACAAGUUCUAUGAGGAUGCGGGAGAGGAGAGCGAGGAAGAGGAUGACGAUGACGACGACGACGAUGACGACGAAGAGGAUGCUGAAGAGGACGGGGAUGGGGAUGGAGACGACGACAGCGGGGAGGAAGCGGAGUCAAGUGAGGAAGAGGACGAUAGCGAGGAUGGAGAGAACACAGCGCUCGUUCCUACAACCACAGGGUAG